AUGCUGUCCUCGCGGAUUUUGACCCGGCGCCUACCCCAGGUUGCUGCUCGUUUUACCGCUCCCCGCGCCUCGUUUUCACAAGUCCGGAGCCUCUCGGCAGCUGAGAUUGAUGAUCCUUUGCAGAACGGCGGUUAUCAGAACCCCCCUCGUGUGAAGCGUGCUUUCAGAGACCCCUACGGCGACUGGUGGGAUAAGCAGGAGAGAAGGAACUUUGGCGAGCCCGUUCACGAGGAGAAUGAAAUUCUCGGCGUCUUCAGUCCCGAGCAAUAUACCCAUGUCACAGCCCGCAAAGGCCUGUUCCAGCUUGGAGCUUUCAUUGCAACCUUCCUUAGCCUCUGCGGCAUCGUGAGCCUGUACUACCCUGACAAGCCCAGCGUCCCCAAGACUUAUCCCGACGGCUUGGAGAAGGAGCUUGGAGGUGCGAGUGCUGUCCCGGCUCGCAAGGCCAACGAGGACUCUUGGUAG
Aspergillus thermomutatus is the source of this 465-nucleotide messenger RNA. RefSeq lists its product as uncharacterized. NCBI's taxonomy places the organism in Eukaryota, Fungi, Ascomycota, Eurotiomycetes, Eurotiales, Aspergillaceae. Gene Ontology annotation, cellular component: mitochondrion. The transcript has 3 exons. Bases 1 to 465 code for a protein of 154 amino acids. The record is from RefSeq and is a predicted model, not a curated record.